UGGUGUCAUAAUGCUUUUCAGACUUUGAUCUUAGGGAAGUUGAAGUUAAAGUCAAAGAAUUUCUCAGCUGAUCUCAGUGUUUUGUUGGUAAUUAUCCAGAAGUAGACAGAAGUUUGCCUGAGCCGAGUGGAGAAUUGCUACCCUAAAAGGGCUGACAAUAAUGUUAGCGUCCAGCUCAGUGCUUGGUGUGGCAGUGUUGCUCCUCCACCUCUGGGGGACACAUUCUUUCCCCACCUCUGCCUGUCCUGUUCCCUGCCUGUGCCAGCACGGUCCCCUCCUGAACUGCUCUUCUUUGGGUCUGACUGAGAUUCCCACACACAUCCCAGCAACUGCGGUUUCCUUGAACUUAUCCAAUAAUGCCUUGCGUUCUCUGGGUUCUCUCAGCUUUGGUCAUGUAAAAUUGAAGGGGCUUCUGCACCUUUGGGUGGGAAUUAAUGCUCUGGAGAGCCUGUCUCUGAUUUUGAAGAAGGACCGAUCAGGCACUAGGACCCGGUCAAGUAGAGAACAGGAAUGCACCUCUUGGGCACCUGACCUUCAGUUGCUGUCUGCUGAAAGAAACCAUCUAAAACAUCUACCAAAGGGGCUAGGCUGCAUGAAGUCUCUGCAGAUUCUUCAGCUGUCUUAUAACCACAUAUCUAAGAUAGGUCUUACCGACCUGGACAACUGCAUUAAUUUGAAAGAGCUACAUCUCCAGCAUAACAGCAUCAUAAGCAUUCACCCACAUGCUUUUAUAGACCUAAAACUGCUGCAGGUCCUUGAUCUGAGCUAUAACAUGCUGGUCACCAUUCCUGUUCCUGCCUACCAGUCCCUUCGAAACACCUUGGUCGAUGUCUCCUUCAACAGAUGGAAGCGUGACUGCAACUUGCAGGCCUUGAGAAGAUGGAUUAGUUUUGAUACUGAAAUGGGUGAUACUUCCUGGCAAGUGGUAUGUGCCUCUCCACCACAUCAUGGUGGAAAAGAUCUGCUUCACCUGAAGGAUUCGGAGCUUACUUGUCCAACAAAUGAAUACAGCACAUCUGGCCGCUAUCAUAACAUGAUUGUGGAUGAGGGGAUGCAAAUAUCAAUUCCUUGCAGCAAUGACAGUCAAGAUAUCAUGCAAGUUCAUUGGUGGACUCCACAUGGACAAGUCACAGAUAAUCAACCAAAAAUUCUAAUUAAGGACAUCACAGAGCAGCAUGCAGGACUUUAUAUAUGCAUUUCAGGUCUUCAAGGGGGAGCACAUAUCAACAAAUUAUGGAGGAGAAUACAAUCCAAGAGACGAUCUACACCACCACCACCACCACCAACAGCCUCAUCCACUGGGCCCCAGCCAUAUGUGAAUGAAGGGUACUGUGAUGUAGAAGACCAAGAACGAGAAGUGAGAGUGGGUUCAACAGUUUCAUUUGGUGAAAUCACAGAAGUGGAAGAUCAAGUGCCUUACUACGUUACUGGAGAGAAUGAUCAAGCAGAUGGCUCCUCUGAGAGCAACACAGAAGCUCAGACAAAAACUGGUCUUCAUCUGAAGGAUCAAAUGUAUCUACUGGUAGCUAAAAGAAACACGGAGAUGGGAGCACUUCAUCUGAGGAAGAUGUUAGACCCGAAAGAGAAUAUCACUGAAGAACAGUUGAAUAUCUUGCCAAAAUCCCAAAACUCAAAAGACUUGGAAGAUUGGAGGGUAGUUCAAGACACAAGGAAUCAAGCAACUUCAUCUGAGGAAGAUGUAACACUAAUGCUAAGGAAGACAAUGUCUUUGGACAAACUGGGAGCAUCUCUUGACAAAAAUUCCACAAGAAAAUCCAUGAAGGUGACAGAAACCGAACUGAAACAACCAGCCACUAGGGAGAGCACUUCAUCAGAGGAGAUGUUCAGGAAGAUGAUGGCUCUGGACAAAUAG
Molecule: messenger RNA, 1873 nt
Organism: Cyprinus carpio (common carp)
Lineage: Eukaryota; Metazoa; Chordata; Actinopteri; Cypriniformes; Cyprinidae
Product: leucine-rich repeat-containing protein 24-like
Exons: 9
Coding region: 161-1873 (570 amino acids)
Cellular component (GO): plasma membrane
Molecular function (GO): protein binding
Source: RefSeq, a predicted model, not a curated record